Molecule: messenger RNA, 2968 nt
Organism: Ictalurus punctatus (channel catfish)
Lineage: Eukaryota; Metazoa; Chordata; Actinopteri; Siluriformes; Ictaluridae
Gene: bace2
Product: beta-secretase 2
Exons: 9
Coding region: 177-1688 (503 amino acids)
Biological process (GO): amyloid-beta metabolic process; membrane protein ectodomain proteolysis
Cellular component (GO): trans-Golgi network; membrane; endosome
Molecular function (GO): aspartic-type endopeptidase activity
Source: RefSeq, a predicted model, not a curated record
CAGUUUUUUUUUUUUUUAAUCUCUCUCUCUCUCUCUGGGACUUGUCUAACCUGCCAUCACUAAUUACUCGGAAGUGUCAGAAAUGGGCGAGACGAACACUGCACGACUUUGUCUUCUGACCCGAGCCUGAUUUCCCCCCUUUCUCAGCACAUUACUGCUGUGUUCAGUGAGUUGUUAUGAUGUCUGUCCGCAGCUUGCCGCUGCUGUGUCUCUGUUUUUGGAGCUCGGAGUCACUUUACCGAGUCCCUCUGAAGAUGUUUAGCGGAAAGUUGGACUCGUCGGUGCUGCUCAGCGCCUUAAAGAGAAACCAGAGCGCAUCUGGAGACGGCCUGUCUCUCGCAUCGGAUCUUGCGGGAAAUGUCAACUUCUUAAGCAUGGUGGAUAAUUUAGAAGGGGACGCUGGUCGGGGUUAUUACUUGCAGAUGGUGAUCGGGACGCCAGGUCAGACGUUGAAUAUCCUGGUGGACACUGGAAGCAGUAACUUUGCUGUAGCUGCUGCGACACAUCCCUACGUCUCAACAUACUUCAACAGAGCACUCUCCAGUACAUAUAAACCAAGUGGCAAGUCCGUGUCAGUCAGAUACACUCAAGGUGACUGGCAGGGAGAGCUGGGCUCAGACUUCAUCUCGAUCCCUCAAGGCCCCAACGGCACCAUUGUGAUCAACAUCGCUGCUAUCUUAACCUCAGACGGCUUCUUCCUCCCUGGCAUCAACUGGCAGGGCAUUUUGGGACUGGCAUACCCUCUACUAGCUCGGCCCGACCCAUCUGUGGAGCCCUUUUUUGACUCGCUCGUGAAGCAGACAGGCAUCCCAGAUGUUUUCUCUCUCCAGAUGUGCGGCGCAGGAAUCUCCGCCAGCACUGCCACCAACCCAGCAGAUGGGAGUUUGAUCAUGGGAGGACUCGAACCAACACUGUACCGCGGCUCAAUGUGGUAUACGCCCAUCAUACAAGAGUGGUACUACCAAGUGGAGGUCUUGAAACUGGAAGUUGGAGGCAAGAAUCUACACCUGGACUGCAGGGAGUAUAAUUCAGAUAAAGCCAUUGUGGACAGCGGGACAACGUUACUGCGUCUUCCUGUGAAAGUGUUUGAUGCUGUCGUGGAGGCCAUCACACAAAUGUCAAUGAUCCAGGACUUCUCCUCCGGUUUCUUCUCUGGGACCAAGUUGGCUUGCUGGAUGAAAGGAGAGUCACCGUGGGGAUUCUUCCCGAAAAUCUCAAUCUACCUCAGAGCAACCAACACUAGCCAGUCAUUUCGUCUCACAAUUCUCCCACAGCUCUACAUCCAACUGGUCGCGGACAUGGACGGCACACUGAACUGCUUCCGAUUCGGCAUCUCCUCCUCCACGAACGGCCUGGUGAUCGGCGCAACAGUCAUGGAAGGCUUCUAUGUGGCUUUCGACCGCGCCCACAAGCGGGUCGGUUUCGCCGUGAGCGCUUGCGCCGAAGGUAACGGCAUUCCCGUGGCAGAGAUAAGUGGACCGUUCCUGGCUGACGGUGUGGCGUCGGGCUGUACAGACGGCCUUCGACUGCAGGAACCUUUAAUGUGGGUUGUGGCCUACACCCUGAUGGCACUGUGUGCCCUGGUACUACUCAUCCUCCUGGCUCUGAUCGUCGUGCCGUGCCGCUGUCGUCGGCGGGAUGGAGAAAUCACAGAUGAGUCCUCGCUAGUACGCAAUCGCAUCAAAUGAUGCUGGGCCUAAAAACUCAGCCCGAAAAAUAGGACCGGUCAGGCUGCGGGCUGGGGCCGAGAGUGGAGGACACUCUUCUGACUGAAAUCAUGGUCGACUGUUUAGCAUUAGAAGAUUAAAUUGUUUAUUAGAAGACUCCUAAGAGCACAGACCUUGCUCUGAAGCGAAUACAACUACUGAAGGUAGCAUGGGUUUGGGGUUCUUUCCACCAAAGAGGUGUUUUCUUCUUCUUAUUAUUAUUUAUCAAACAUUAAUGUAAAAGAUCAGAAUUUUCCACUAAUAUGUUCCCAUUGAUUGUUGAUUAGGAGUGUACGUGAGUUAUCAAUUGAAUGAAACCGAGGUGGUUGUAGCGUUACUACCUCACACCUCCAGGGUCAUCGGUUCGAUCAUGAGCUCGACUUACUGUCUGCGUGGAGUUUUCAUUUCUCCCCAAGUCUGUAUUGGUUUCCUUCCAUCUCCCAGAAAAAAAAAACAUGCCGGUGAGUGGAUUAGAGACUCUAAUUGUACCAAGAAGUGAAUAAGUGCAUGUAUGGAGUCCUGCGAUGGACAUGGCAUCCUAUACAUCCAGGGUGUGUUCCCGGGAUCAGCUCCGGACCCACCGUGACCCCGCCCAGGAUGUGAAAGCGCUUACUGAAGAUUAACGAAUGAAACACAGGACGUCACAACGAAGGAAGUGGUGUGUGAACGUUGUAUUCUUAAAUGUUUAAAUUUCAUGCAGGAAAUCAGUUCAUGUCAGUUUUAAUCAAUGAUUAUUAAAUAAUAAUUAAUAUAUUUUUAGUGGACUGUAGGUAAAACUCAAAAUAUUUCAACAAAAAAUAUUUUUGUGAUUAUAAAUCACAAAAUCCAAAAAUCAGUACAUACUUUAUCAGAAAUGACAGCCGGUUGCAUCAGCGCAGAGGUAAAAUGAAAUAAAUACAAGAUGAACUGAUGCCAAAGAAGCCGACAUGAAGGCUUCGUUACUAUUUAAAUGCACUAGAAGGACACUUCAUUGUUAAUACGUUAAUGAUUAUGCUACUGAGAUAGUAAAUUAAAUAUGAAUGGCACACUUUUUUUUAUUAGCUGGUGUACAAUAGCACAUGGAGAAGAGCUCAAAAUGAAAGGUUAUGAAAAAAUCGCUUUUUUUUUAUUCUAUGAGUACUUGAUUGUUUGUGAUUGUAUUAGAAGCUGUGCAAAUAUUAUAUGCAAACACUGUACAGUGCAAAAUGAGAGGAAUUCAAAUAGAAUCUUUAUGAAUUUUUAUUCUACUCAAAAUUCUAAUUAAAUAAAAGGUUGUAUAUACA